Aspergillus chevalieri is the source of this 2028-nucleotide messenger RNA. Its product is annotated as crinkler effector domain-containing protein. The transcript is spliced from 5 exons. Bases 1 to 2028 code for a protein of 675 amino acids. The record is from RefSeq and is a predicted model, not a curated record. Lineage: Eukaryota; Fungi; Ascomycota; Eurotiomycetes; Eurotiales; Aspergillaceae.
AUGGCCGCCGCCAUCACCAGCUGGGUGCUCAACCCAAUCCAAUCUUUGACAAUGUCUCGACCACGUACUCGCGAAUUAUGGUGUGCUGUUCCUGGAAAUCUUAGGCAGCCAUUCUCUAUAGAGUGCAUUGCAGACCAAGACAAUAUUCAGACACUCAAAAAGAAGAUUUGGGACCAUGCACCAGCACACGCCAAGAAAGAUGCAGCUGACUAUGGUGAUCUCACCCUCUACAGCCCUGUGGUGCAACUCAACUAUGAAGAGGAGUUUAAGAUUGAUAAUGGUGAACUUCUACAUCCCCGCCGAAUGGUCACAUUCAACCCACUCUUCCCUGAAAGCAAGGAUCCAGAUGUGGAUAUUGUUGUUGUUGUUAUGAGUGGAGAUACCACUACACGGAAACGGAAGCGCUCUGAAUCACAAGGUGUGGAUUUAUCUCCGAAACGGCUUAUCACAGAGGAUCCACAUGUAUGUCCUCGAGAGCGUACAGUGUCAGAACUCGCGGCCAUUUUGGAUGAUGUGAACAUAGUCCAUGUGCGUGGAACUCCAGCCAGUGGGAAAACAUAUCUCUCUGAACUUCUGAGGCAACACUAUCGCAAAGGGGGAAGAAGGGUUUCCUUGAUCAAAAAAUGGGAAGGUCUCGAUUUUAAGAAUCCUUGGGACAGUCUUGUCAAGCUUGUUGAGAAAUGGAAUGAAGAACUAGAAGGUGCACCAACCACUAGUUUCACCACAACUUCAUCAGAAUCCAAACAUGACCUCUCUUGGGUUCUGACAUCGAACACUGUUAUUCUCGUGGAUGAGGCACAGAUGACCUACAGUGAUGAUGUGCUCUGGAACACAAUCCUCAAAGGGAGACAGUCAUCUCUUUUUGGUUAUAAUUUUCGACUAUGUCUUUUCUGCUCUUAUGGCAGUCCAGAAACAGGCCCAGAUCAAACAUUUUUCACUCCAGUCAGACUUUCUAACCAACAAUGCAUCUCAUUGACGCCACAAAGCCAGCAAUACUCACCACCUAUUGGUUUAUUUUAUGACAAAGAAGAGUUCAGGGAUGUUGUUUCACGGUCAAUUCCAGUUGAAUAUCAAGAAACGUUCACUUUUGAUGAAGGUGCCCAGGACUACAUAUUUGCAUUAUCAAAUGGUCAUCCAGGAGCGGUCGAAUCCAUCCUCAGCACACUUUUCCAGACCUAUCGCCAUAAAAUCAAGCAUAGACAUAUUAAGACCUUGACAGAAGAUCAUGUCAUUUGGUUCCUGGAGGACACCGGCACAGUCUUUCAAAAACUAAGCACGCAGCCAGUUAAUCGCUCCUUUCCAGAUAUAUCAAGAGCUACAAAUGGAAUCUGCAACACAUUGUGCAAAAUCACAGAAGAAGGAAGUAUUCCAUUUGAUAUCAAUAAUGCAAGCAUCAAGUUCUGUUAUCAGAAAGGUUGGAUUCACAGGGUAGCUCUGGAUGGUGGUGAUAUUGCAGUUCUGCCAUCGCGCUUACAUGAGAAAUACAUCGAAUAUUGGAUUGGCAAAAUGUCAAUACCCAUGCCUGCCAGAUUUGACUCACUACCAAAAUUAUGCAAAGAGGUUCUCCGCGAAUUCUCCAUCACAAUUCUGAGGCAUUCAGCUGAGGGCAAAAAGAUAUCAACUGCAUCACAACCCAGACCUGUGGAAUCCCAAUAUCAGGAUGAAUUCCACAGGGGAUUUGUUCAUGUAGCUGGCCUAGGCGUACCAAUAUCCAGUGAAUGGUCAAGAACCAAGGAUGGUCGAGUGGAUUUCUAUAUCCCUGAAAAAAAAUGGGCGAUUGAAUUAUUGAGAGAUCACAAUAAAAUUGAUGAAUAUAUCUCUCGAUUCAAGGAGGGUGGAAAAUAUCAUCCCUGGCUAAAAGAGAAUAUGGUCAAGGAUUGGAUCAUAAUCGACUGUGCGACUUCUUUACCAACCAAAGAGUUUUCUGAGCCUAGGCUAUGGCAUGCUGUAUUCAUCGAUGAUUAUUCUGAAUUGCGGCUGUAUAACCAUCAGAAAGCUCUUAUUAUGUCUGUGCAUCUACAUAUUUGA